CGCCAGGCCGCGUCUCUUUUUGCUCCCCUGUGGUCUGAGGGGAGCAUGGAAGCGCAGGGCGAGGGGAGCGGGAGUGGUGUGUUCGAGGGGCAGCGGAGGCUCCCCAGCUCUCACGACACCUGAGAGCGGCCACCACAGCAGCCGUCUGUGGAAGACGUUGGUUUGGCGACACACCAGUGGGUCCUGUCCCACCUCAGGGCAAUGGAAAUCGCGUGGGCUAUCUGUGUGUGCGUGACCCAGAGUCCCCGGCAGACACGAACCGGUUAUGAUGGGCUUGUUCAUAACUAUUAAUAUACAUAAAGUCUCCAACUUCCUCGUGAGGGGAGGUGGAGGGGCAAGCACUCUCUGGCGACCAGUGACAGGACCCGAGAGCAUGACAUGAACCUGUGUCGGGGGAGGUUUAGGUUGGGUAUUAAAAAAAAAAAAAGGUUCUUCUCCCCGGAGGGUGGUUGGGAACUGGAACAGCCUCCCCGGGAAAGUGGCCAUAGCACCGGCCUCACGCAGCCCAAGAAGCGUUUGGACAAUGCUUUCAGGCACAGGGUGUGACUCUUGAGAUUGUUCUGUGCAGGGCCAGGAGGCGGAGUCGAUGAUCCUUGGAACAACAGAAAUGGCCAACCAAGAAGAAGCAGAGAUACAAAUUUCAGAGUUAGAUUUACUCUCUAGCAUGUUUCCUUAUGAGGAAGAGUUUGCUGUGACAGACCAACUGGCUCUAGCUGAACUGAAACACUAUGUUGAAAAUGAGUCUGCAGAGGUGCCAUCUUCAAAAGUUCAGUUCAUACUGAACAUAAAGGCAGAGGUGCCUAAUGCCGCUAUGGUGGAAUUCUCUAUGGCCUGUGCUUUACCAUUUAAAUAUCCGACUGUUCUCCCAGAAAUUACUGUGAGGUCAUCAUUACUAAGCCGCUCUCAGCAGAUUCUCCUGAACUCUGAUCUAAAAACGUAUUUGAUGCAAAACUUCAGUGGCGAGCCCUGCAUGCUGAAUGCGAGAGAAUGGGUUAAGGACCACGCAGCUGCUUACAUCGACAAAGAUCUUUCAUCUUCCUCAAUGACAGCCUCCGAUGCCACGCAGUCACAAGUCACCACGUUCACUCGAUUGUGGAUCUACAGUCAUCACAUUUACAACAAGCAAAAAAGAAAGAAUAUUAUUGACUGGGCCAAGGAGCUCUCUCUGUCAGGGUUUUGCAUGCCAGGGAAACCAGGUGUUGUUUGUGUAGAAGGUUUACAAAGUAGUUGUGAAGAGUUCUGGUCAAGGGUAAGAAGAUUAACAUGGAAAAGAAUUCUUAUUCGGCACAGAGAAGAUGUUUCUUUGGAAGGUGGAGGACAUGCUGAGAUCCAGAAGCAACGAAAGUUCCCCACUUUGGAAGAAAAAUGUUUUGAUGCACAUGGUGCCAGGGGAAAUCAUAUGGAUUUGGGGCAACUAUAUCAUUUUUUAGAAGAAAAAGGAUGUGCUGACAUAUUUCAAAUGUACUUUGGGGUUGAAGGGCAUUGAAGGGGUUGAAGAUCAGCACAGGCCCCAGCACCUACCUUUCUAAUUUAAUCCUCAUAACAGAUUCCUUAGCUUUUCUGCAACAGUUGAUCAGGGAAGGAAUUAAUAUUUCAUGAUUUAUGUGAUGAAUCCAGUUUUCAAUGAAAACAAAUAUCCAGUGAAAUCCCAAAUAAUGAAAAUGACUGUAUGAAUGCUUUAUACACUUCUUUAUACACUUUUUACUAAAGAGAUACCGUAGUGGCUCCACUACAUCUGUUAUUUUAGUUUGAGAAAAAGCAGCAGUUUAGCAAGGAUAGGGCUCCCUUACAGCAUGCUCCAAAACUCUGAAAGGAUCCACAACCUCCUGAGUUCACAAAUUUUCAGUCCUGUAAUAUGAAGUGCGUUAUGCUGCGUGUGUUUUUGAGUUGGGUUUCAACGAAGUUGUAUCAGUGAAUGCUAAUUUUGCGGAUAUUGUAUCUAAACCCCAUGGUAAAAAAACCAGACAUUGGUUUCUUUGGAUUAAAUAUUUUUAUUAAA
Molecule: messenger RNA, 1999 nt
Organism: Corvus hawaiiensis (hawaiian crow)
Lineage: Eukaryota; Metazoa; Chordata; Aves; Passeriformes; Corvidae
Gene: RWDD2B
Product: RWD domain containing 2B
Exons: 5
Coding region: 587-1486 (299 amino acids)
Molecular function (GO): protein binding
Source: RefSeq, a predicted model, not a curated record